This is a messenger RNA of Melanotaenia boesemani (Boeseman's rainbowfish), 880 nucleotides long. RefSeq names its product leucine rich repeat containing 18b (gene lrrc18b). The record is from RefSeq and is a predicted model, not a curated record. Lineage: Eukaryota; Metazoa; Chordata; Actinopteri; Atheriniformes; Melanotaeniidae. The transcript is spliced from 3 exons. Gene Ontology annotation, molecular function: protein binding. Bases 88 to 795 code for a protein of 235 amino acids.
UGGCCAAGUGAGUCCAGCCUGCAGCAUGUCGACACGUUACUUGUUUAACAACAGAUCAGGUUAAUUUAUUUCUUCUUAUGCUGCAGCAUGGCUAAGGGGAAGAAAGUCAACAAACAGACAAAACGUAAGACGCUGACCUUUAAAAUGGUUCAGAGCUGCAUGGAGGUGAAGCUGGAUGGGAAGAGGCGGCUGGACCUCAGUUACAAAGACAUUGCCGCGGUGCCGACGUGCAUCCAGAAGAUGCCGGAUUUCAAUGAAUUGGACCUGAGUAGGAACCUGAUCAGAAAGAUCCCAGAUUUCAUUGAUCAGUUCAUCAGCAUUAGUGUUUUGGAUCUGCACAGCAAUUAUUUGGAGGAGUUACCUGUCACUAUUGGCCACCUUCAAGCCCUGGAGGUUUUAAACCUGUGCAACAACCGCCUGACAAGCCUUCCCAGCGAGCUCGGCCUGCUGAAGAAACUCCACACCCUACAUCUGGGACUCAACCAGCUGCAAGCUCUCCCUGCAUCCAUCGGUGCUUUGAAGGAGCUCCGCCACCUCGGCCUCUCAGAUAACCGAUUCACCCACGUCCCCAAAUGUCUCGCAAAACUGACCAAACUGGAGAAGCUCAACCUGGACAGAAACCCCCUACUGAGCGAGCAGAUGGUUGAACAGAACUCAGUCAUAUUUACAGAGAGUUUCUACCUGGUCAGAGAGAGCGCUCUGUGUGAGGACUGUCUGAACAAAUGCCAAAUUAGGAGAAGGAAUAUGGAAAAUGGAGAGAAUGCAGAGGAGUAUGCGUCACCGUUCUUGUCGUAGUUAAAGACUGAGCAGAAAGGAAGACGUGUGAAUGUUCGAAACAUGAUUUAUCUUUACUUCCAUUUGUUGUGAGUCUUAACUUACA